ACAAAACCACCCCCUCCCCCCCUCCCCUCAUUACAUUUUUAUGAAGCUACCCAGAAACUCCCAGAGACUGAGAGAAGAAAGAACAAAAGCUCCAACCUUUUCUCCUUUUUUCCCAUCAGUUUUUACCGUUCUGGAAUCCCAAUAACUGAAUUGCCUCUCCCAUUUCGUUCUCCCCUAUGGAUUGUUGGUCCCCUUCUCUCGCCGUCGACGACGAGUUCGAGAAGCUCGCCAUGAGAAUCAACCCCCCGAUGGUUACAGUUGAUAAUGCAUCGGGCAGGAAAGCCACUCUGAUUAAGGUAGACAGUGCGAAUAAGCGUGGGAGUUUGCUGGAGGUGGUUCAGGUUCUGAAUGAUUUGAAUCUCAUUAUAAGAAGAGCUUAUAUUUCUUCUGAUGGCGAAUGGUUCAUGGAUGUUUUUCAUGUCACUGACCAACAGGGGAAUAAGCUCUCUGAUGACGGAAUCGCGGAACGCAUUCAACAGUCACUGGGACCAAGAGCACGAAGCUUCCGAUCCUUGAGAAGGUCCGUGGGUGUCCAAGCUGCCGCAGAACACACUACUAUUGAAUUGACUGGAAGGGACAGGCCAGGCUUGCUUUCUGAAGUUUUUGCUGUUCUUUCGAACCUCAAAUGCAAUGUGGUUGCUGGAGAAGUCUGGACUCACAAUUCAAGAAUGGCAUCAGUUGUGUACAUCACCGACGAGGAAACUGGGAGGCCCAUUGAUGAUCCUGAGCAUCUUACCAAGAUCAAACAGCUUCUCCUUUAUGUGCUUAAGGGGGACAGAGAUAAGCGCAGUGCCAACACCGCUGUUUCUGUUGGUUCCACACAUAAGGAGAGGAGGCUUCACCAGAUGAUGUACGCUGAUCGUGAUUAUGACAUGGAUAAUGCGGACUCUGUAGCCAGUGACCGUAGCAAACCACUUGUAACCGUUGAAAAUUGUGUCGAUAAAGGAUAUACUGUUGUGAACUUGAGGUGUCCAGACCGUCCUAAGUUGCUCUUUGACACGGUGUGCACUUUAACAGAUAUGGAGUAUGUGGUUUAUCAUGCAACUGUGAUUGCUGAAGGACCAGAGGCUUAUCAGGAAUAUUAUAUAAGACAUACCGACGGCUGCCCUAUUAGUUCUGAAGGAGAAAGGCAGAGGGUUAUCCAUUGCUUGGAAGCUGCUAUUAGACGACGGACUUCUGAGGGUAUAAGACUAGAGCUUUGUGGUGAUGACAGAGCCGGCCUUCUUUCUGAUGUGACACGCAUAUUUAGAGAAAACGGUCUUUCAGUCACCCGAGCUGAGGUUACAACCAGGGGCUCCCAAGCUGUGAAUGUAUUCUAUGUGACCGAUGCAUCUGGAAAUCAAGUCAAGAGCGAGACAAUUGAAGCAGUUCGGCAAGAGAUUGGCUUGGCAUUACUGAGUCUGCAAGACGACUUCUGUUCAAAAUCUCCACCGCAGGAGAGUGGGAGAUUCUCUUUGGGCAAUCUCUUUCGCACUAGGUCGGAGAAGUUCCUUUACAACCUGGGUUUGAUAAAGUCAUGUUCUUGAGCGUCUCAUUAGGCAAACUAGGUCCGUUGUCUCUGUCUAAUGUCUGUAUGUUAGGACGCUUUUCGGUUAGUUGUAAAUCGUGCUCUCUGAAGUUGCAAUGCAAAGCUUCCGGUCAAUCCCUUCGUUGAUCUCGAGUCCGGCCUGGAACUUGUCAAUCAGAAUUCCGACGUGUACGGUUUAGUGUGCAACUGUACAUAUAUUCUACUGCUACAGAAUCUCAAACCUGGUAUAUUGGGUAAACUGGAAAGUAAAACUGUAAAAUCAAUUUUCUUUUUGAGGGUUUGAGUAAGCCGUCGAGAUUGAGCUGCUGUUGCAAAUAUGAUUAAACAAGUGCUUUUGUGACACCGCAAGAAGUGCUUUUUGUGACACUGCACAUUUGGACAUGGUUGGCAAUUCAGCUUGAACGAACAGGGGAUUUUUAGUUGAGUGCUGCCGUGGCAGGUGUGUUUGAAAGUCGUGGGUGUGCCACAUAGUGCUUUUGACUAGGUAAGGUCACUAAGGGAACAUUAUCCUUUGCAACAAUCAACAAAUAUCCGGCCUCAAAGGUAUCAAUCACUACUAAUUACUAUAACACAAAAAAAUUUGGAUUUGGGUUUUCGACCGAGUCAUUUAUUGUAAAAGCUUUUAAUAUAAUAUAAAUUUAUUGACGUUUC
Molecule: messenger RNA, 2179 nt
Organism: Malus domestica (apple)
Lineage: Eukaryota; Viridiplantae; Streptophyta; Magnoliopsida; Rosales; Rosaceae
Product: ACT domain-containing protein ACR4-like
Source: RefSeq, a predicted model, not a curated record